CUCUUUGGCCGGCUGCCGAACGGAGUGAAGAUCAUCGCGGUGGAUAGACAGGGCCUCUGCUCUUCCUUGGGCCUCUUCGUCCAAGCAGGAAGCCGCUACGUCUCCGCCGAGGAGGCGUGUCUGCCUCACAUGCUCGAGCUGAUGGCGUUCCGGUCUUCGUCGCACCUGACGCAUCUCCGAACGCAGAAGACGCUCGAGCAGCUCGGGGCCGCUGCGUCUUGCCGAGUCGGCCGGGAGGAUGUCCUCUACCAGGUCGAUGUGCUGAGGGAGUAUGUGCCCGUGGCACUGCCCCUGAUGUUGGCCAACGUACUUUGCCCUCUGGUGCUUCCGGAGGAGGUCGCAGAGACUCAGCAACACGUUCCGGAGCUGCAGCAGAUGCUGGAGGAAAAGCCGGAGAGCUUUGUGGUGGAGCUGCUUCAUGUAGCCGCGUACCAAGGGAAUUCCCUCGGCUAUCCGCUCUACGCCACAGAGCAGGAGCACCUCAGCAAGACGGUGCUUCGAGGCGUCUCCUGCUUCCGCCAGCAGCUCUUGGACCAUGGCCUUCUUUUGGAGGAGAUGUCUCUGCUGGCAACCGGGAUGGAGCUGCAGCUCGUGGUGCUGCCGUUCCUCAAGGUCGAGACGCGGCGGAGGUCAGACUUGCAUCUCGCCGCAGCGGAGGAUCAGGUGGCCGAGAUGGAGGUGCUACUCCAGCAGCCCCAGGAUCCUGAUGUUGUGGAUGAGAUGGGCCGCUCUCCCCUGCACAUCGCUGCCUGGUGCGGCAAUGUGGAAUGUGCUUCCCUGCUAGUGGAGGCCUUAGCAAACGUGGACCACAGUGACCCUGACGGUGCCACAGCAUUGCUUGCAGCAUCUCACCAGGGCCACACGGAGGUUGUGCGGUUCUUGCUUCAGUGCUCUGCAGAAGUGGCGAAGGCCGAGACCGAGGGCGCCAGCCCACUUUUUGUCGCUCGCUGCCUGCUGGACGGGCGGGCCGACCUACACCAGACCCUGACCAACGGCGUCUCGCCCCUGGCCUCGGCAGCACACAAAGGCCACAUGCAGGUGACGGAUCUUCUGAUCCAGGCUUGGAUGUUCAAGGACUUGAUGGACUUGGCUCUGUGGGUAGGCGGGCCAAGGCCCUUCUGGAUGGUCUUGCGGGCCGAAUCGAGGGCUUUGAAUGCUCGUGCGGAUCGUGUGGCACGUUCUUGUGCUGAGCGGCGCCUAGUUGGGCGGCGGAUGGUCGGCUACGACUUCGGCAUCGUGCUGGCCACUACAAAUUCCAAUUCACAUUCUGAGAUCGUCCGCUUGUUGCUGGAGGCCAGGGUGGUGGUGGACCGUGCCAGCAGGGAUGGUGCGACGCCCCUGAUCAUUGCGGUUGAGAAAGGCUGCAUGGAAACUACUCUGCUGCUCCUGCAAUCUCAGGCAGACCCUCGCAAAGCCACAGCUACGGGAGCAACCCCGCUGCUCGCAGCAUCCCUCUACGGCCACAAGGAGAUCUUGCGCUUGCUGGUCGCAUCGUGUCGCGAGAGUGACGUCUCUCGGAGCCUCUCGCCCAGCACAUCUCCCCUUCCCAAGACACAACGGGGUCCCAGGCAAAGUUCCGGGGAGCUCCUGGAAGCCUUCGAAGACCGGAGGCCGAAGAAUCUCGAAGACUUUGACAAGCGAUGGCAACAAAAAGCUGACUGCCGCGGAAACGGACCUGCGCUCGCCACCGGAUCCCCUAGAAGCUGCUACCCCACGGCCGCAUCCUGGCAGAAGCAUGGUGUGGUCCGGCAAAUACUUCUGAACGGUGAGCUCCCCGGGGCUUCCCCCCUCUCCUGUAAGAUCAGCUCGAAGCCGAGAUCCACCGUCGAGGAGUUCCAGCGAUCCACUGCUGCCACGCCUGCCAGCAGAGAGGGCAAAAGAGACGGCAAGAAGGAGGCUACGUCCCAAGAGGCCGAAGAAGCCGUGGAUGAUGCGCAGAUGCGAAAGUCUGCGAGCAUGAAAUCCCUUGCAUCGGUGCAGUCGCCGACAUCACCGAAGUCGCUCAUGUCCACCAUGACGUCCUUGAAGUCUCUCAAGUCCAUGAAGUCGAUGGCGUCUCACGUCUCUGUGUCCUCCGCAGCUAGCGCGGACGCCGACACGACGGCCUCUUCUGCAGCUCUUGGGGACACAGCGGACCUCUCCGGUAGUGCAUCGCCGAAGCCGACGCCUGCGUUUACUUCCCAAGGCCAGGAUGAGGGCAACUUCUGCGAGACAGCACGGGCACUCUUCGGCCGCUUCAUGCAUCCCAACAACAUCGAGACGCCGGAAGCAGGCCACUACCGCGUCUCUCACAGCUUCACCAAAGUGCGCUCCCCGCUCUGGGAGUUCGGUGCCAGGUCGAAGCACAUCCCGAGGAAGCAGCGAGAAGCGGACUCUGGAAUGGAGCUUGGGGAGACUUGGUCCAGCUUCUCUAAGGCGUACGAGCCUGGGCUGCGCGACGGCUACCUGAAGCUGGCCACCUCGAGGCCAGAGCCUGCAGACGCCUGCCACUAUGGCAUGACCUUCGCACCGGAGCACUACGGGGCGUGGGCCACUCUGGAUGCUGCUGCCUCGUCGUCAGCUCGGCAACCCGCGUGGGACUUCAAGAGACACAUGCAUGGGCAUACUGCAGACUUUGCCAUGAACUUCCCGUUUUUCGAGCCGGGAAAAUACAACGUCAAGGAUCAGUACACCUGCGUCGGCAUGCCCUUUUCCAAGGGGCUCAGCCGCUCGCAGUCGGCGGGAGAGGUUUCACAG
Messenger RNA from Symbiodinium necroappetens, 2736 nucleotides. The record is from the annotation of a GenBank genome assembly. NCBI's taxonomy places the organism in Eukaryota, Dinophyceae, Suessiales, Symbiodiniaceae.